AUGGCAUGCAUACAAUCAACGGUCUCAACACAUCAAGCAAGGCUUCUCAUCGAUCAAGGAUCUGAGCUCACAUUCAUCACGGAGGAUCUCGUCAGACAACUCAACAUACAACGUCGACACGCAACUGUCUCAAUCAUUGGCAUUGGAGCCAGGAAAACGACUAGGACCAAGGGCGUGGUGACGCUCACGCUUCACUCCUAUCAUUCUAAGCAUACUGUCAUUAUUCAAGCCCACGUCCUCAAAACACUAACGACCAUUCUACCAUCUUUUACAGCACCUCAACAAACGUGGCCACACAUAGAACCUCUGACAUUGGCAGAUCCACAGUUCCUCACGCCACGCUCAAUCGACAUUAUCAUUGGAGCUGAUGCAUACGGGCAGAUUAUCAAGCCUAACAUCAUUAAACGAUCUCCUGACAUGCCAAUCGCUCAACUCUCAAUAUUUGGUUGGCUAGUGCUUGGUCCAGUCAGCUUGUCACCAUUACAAAUGUCGACUGCGCAUCACAUCAAGGUUAAACAGUACGAUCUCAAUCUUCAAGAAUUGCUGACAAGGUUCUGGGUGCAAGAAGAGCUACCAACUGAUGCAGCAGACCAGCUUACCUUGGAAGAACAACAAUGUGAAGAUCAUUACAAGGCCACACACUCUAGAGAUCCAACGGGACGAUACAUUGUACGCAUCCCGCUCAAGCUUCCAACCAGUUUCUUAGGGAAUUCACACAAUACUGCUCACCAUUGUCUCCAGCGCAUUCUCAGACGACUCAACAAGGACAAGGAAUAUCAGAGCCUCUACACCAAAUUCAUGAGCGAGUAUGAACAACUCAAGCACAUGGUGAAAGUUGGAUCACAACCAUCAUCCGAUGUUCCGCCAUAUUAUUUGCCUCACCAUGGUGUGCUCAAACCCGACAGUAUAACAAAACUGCGGGUUGUCUUUAAUGGCUCAAGUCCGACCUCAUCAGGAUUAUCUGUGAACGAUCUCAUGCACACUGGUGCAAAUCUAUUGCUCAAUGUUUCAGACGUUCUCUUGUGGAUUCGUAGUUACAGGUACAUCUUUGCCACAGACAUAACAAAGAUGUAUCGACAAAUCAAGGUACACCACUCAGACUGGGAUCUGCAGCGCAUUCUGUGGAUCGACGAGCAUCACAAUGAAACAUCAUAUCAUCUCACCACGGUCACUUAUGGAACGAAGGCUGCUCCAUUUCUCGCAGUGAGGACACUCAUGCAACUGGCCGAAGAUGAAGGCCAUCGAUUUCCACUGGCAGUGCCAUCACUCACUCGUGGGAGGUACGUGGAUGAUAUUUUUGGUGGUGGUGACACAGGAGAACAGCUCAUAGAAAUUGCUCAUCAAUUAGAAGAUCUCUGCCAGGCGGGCGGAUUUCCUCUUGCCAAUUGGCACUCCAAUCAUCCAGAAUUGUUAAACGCCAUCUCAUUGACAGUCUCGAUCAACUCACCAGUCUCACUUGACGAUUGCGCAACCAAAAUUCUCGGAUUAAAGUGGCUGCCUCAAGAAGAUGUUUUUACAUUCUCAACAAGCUCAAUUCCUCACCAAGAACAGCUCACCAAGCGACGUGUACUAUCUGAAGUGGCACAGAUAUUUGAUCCACUUGGUUUUGUCUCACCAAUCGUAAUACGAGCCAAGAUGCUUUUUCAAGAACUCUGGCUCCACAAGAUCAACUGGGAUGAACCGUUACCAUCUCAAGUUGUCUCAAGGUGGCUCAACAUCAGAAAAGAUCUCACAAGCCUGGCCAGGCUCUCAAUUCCACGCUGGUUCAACACAAGCAGUGACUCAACGGUUGAACUACAUGGCUUUUCUGAUGCAUCUCAAUUUGCCAUGGCUGCAGUCGUAUACAUGGUCGUGCACACGCCGUCCAAGGGCGCCAAAACUUCUCUCAUAUGCUCAAGAACAAAGGUAUCCAUUGAAGAGGCUCACUAUCUCAAGGCUAGAACUCACAGCAGCGCUGCUUCUUUCAAAAUUGGUGAAAUAUGUCCAUGCCACACUCAAAAUGGACAUCAAGGAAACAUAUCUAUGGACGGACUCUCAAGUGACGCUCACAUGGAUCAAAACACACUCAUCUCGAUGGAAGGAUUAUGUGCGCAACAGGGUACAAUCAAUCCUGCUGACUGUGCAUCUCGUGGUGUAACAACAGCUCAACUUGAAGAUCAUACCUUGUGGUGGGCAGGACCACCAUGGUUGGCUCAACCGAAAGAUCGCUGGCCCGCUCAGCCAACGUGCUCGGACGAGCAGUGUACAACAGAAUCGCGCCCAGGAGUGUCACUCUUCACAACUAACAUGAAGGUGGAUUACGACUGGGAUCUCAUCUACAAGUAUUCAUCGCUCAAUCGACUGCUCAGAAUCACAGCUCUCUGUCAGGUAUUUAUUCGACGAUUGAGAAAUCGACACGAUGGCCCUCAAGCCUCACACAUCUCAGUCGCUGACUUAGAGCAAGUUAAGAUCUUUUGGAUCAAGGUUACACAAUCAACAUUUUUUGCACAUGAGCUGAAGAUGCUCAGCUCACAAUCACGUCUAGCAACUUCUCAUCCAUUCAGUCGUCUCACAGCAUUUAUUGAUCAUCAAGGAGUUGCUCGUGUGGGAGGACGACUCAAGAAUUCCACCCUCAAUUAUGAAGGCAAACACCCUGCAAUACUCCCUCGCCAUUCGAGAUUGUCUGAAUUAAUCAUCAGCUGGUCCCACCAACGGACACUACAUGGAGGAACGCAACUCACCUUGGCGCAUAUCAGGCAAUCAUAUUGGAUCAUCGGUGGACGUGCUCCAGUAAAAUCUCACAUCUUGCGGGAAGAGGAGCCAAAACUCAAAGGAUGGAUUUGUGUAUUUGUCUGUCUCACCACAUCUGCAGUUCAUUUAGAAGUUGUUUCAGACUACUCAACGGAUGGAUUCAUCUCAACGUACAGAAGAUUUGUCUCAAGAAGAGGCAUCCCUCAUUCACUGUACUCUGACUGUGGCACAAACUUUGUCGGAGUAGAGAAAUCACUCCAGACAUUGUUCACAGAGAGUUCUCAAGAUAACCGGCGCAUCUCAUCUCUGCUUGCUCAAGAUCGCACUCAAUGGAUUUUUAAUCCACCAGCUGCUCCACACAUGGGUGGCAAAUGGGAAGCAGUGAUUGAAGCGAUCUUGAACUCACGACCUCUCGAACCACUCAGCGACGACUCAGAUGACAUCUCAGCGCUCACCCCAGGACAUUUUCUCAUCGGAAGUGCUCUCACAUCAGUACCGGAGCCGUCACUGAAGGACUUAGCCACCUCAAGGUUAUCCCGAUGGCAAUUCAUACAACAGCGAGUACAGCAAUUUUGGUCUCAAUGGUCAGCUCAAUAUCUGCAACGACAACAAGCAAUCUCGAAGUGGCAUCACCCAUCCAACGACAUACAAGUGGGCUCAUUGGUUCUCAUCACCGACGAGAGGCUCCCGCCAUGUAAGUGGCCAUUAGCCAGAGUCUCCACCCUGAUGCCAGCCAAGGACGGACUCACCCGCGUGGUGACCCUGAAGACACCCACAACGACGCUCACCCGACCAAUCACCAAGCUGGCACCGCUGCCCAUUGCUCAUCAAGGCCAAGCUCAACAUCCGUAG
Messenger RNA from Vollenhovia emeryi, 3582 nucleotides. RefSeq lists its product as uncharacterized. Gene Ontology annotation, molecular function: nucleic acid binding. Lineage: Eukaryota; Metazoa; Arthropoda; Insecta; Hymenoptera; Formicidae. The transcript has 4 exons. The record is from RefSeq and is a predicted model, not a curated record. The coding region runs from base 1 to 3582 and encodes 1193 amino acids.